Desarmillaria tabescens is the source of this 1709-nucleotide messenger RNA. Its product is annotated as major facilitator superfamily domain-containing protein. The record is from RefSeq and is a predicted model, not a curated record. Gene Ontology annotation, molecular function: transmembrane transporter activity. Gene Ontology annotation, cellular component: membrane. The transcript has 13 exons. NCBI's taxonomy places the organism in Eukaryota, Fungi, Basidiomycota, Agaricomycetes, Agaricales, Physalacriaceae. Gene Ontology annotation, biological process: transmembrane transport. The coding region runs from base 380 to 1594 and encodes 404 amino acids.
UAGGCAGCCUAGGCAGCCAUGACUUCCAUUCCAUUAGUCCAACCAUGCUGGCCACUCGGGCGGUGGUGGGUCAGCGCUAACCAUGCUAUCUUCAGCGCUACUCGAGUUCCCUUCAAGGCGCAUGACGAAGUGCCUCUGGUACCGGGAUGACUUUCAUUUGUCUUAAGCGCCGUGGUUCUUCCAAGAAAUUUUCAUGUCAUGAACUUGGGCUGCCCUGACCGUAAGCUGUGGGAGGCCUUUAAAUACGAAAAGCCUAUGCAACGUAGUCUUCUCCAUCUUGUUAUCCUCAGCUUCAUGGAUACUCCCUCUUUGGUUUCACCCAACAACGAUAUCGAAUUAUCGGAGCUGGGAUCCUCUGACUCUGAUACACGUCCCCCAGAUGGCGGGUACGGUUGGAUAUGCGUCGGCUGCUCUUUUAGUGGUCCACUUCUUCGCUUUGGGGAUUGAAUCCUCCUGGGGCGUAUACCAGAGUCAUUACCUCACGUCACAAGACGUAGGUGCUGUAUCUAAUUCGGAUCUCGCUUGGGUUGGGUCUAUACAAGCGACCGGGCAGCCUCUGGUUGGUUUCGUAGCUGGCAUCCUGGCGCAGCGUAUCGGUUUCAGAGUUACCGGGUUUAUCGGGACGUGUGUUAUGUGCCUAGCAUUGAUCAUCGCGUCGUUCUCAACGCAGGUAUGGCAUCUGUAUUUGACUCAAGGGUUGCUGUUCGGCAUUGGAAGCGGCUUCGCCUUUAUUCCAGCCGUGUGCAUUCCGUCCCAGUGGUUCACCAAACAUCGAGGACUGGCGACCGGGAUAGCAGCCAGCGGAUACGGUGUUGGAGGCUUAGUGCUCAGUCCCAUCACACAGAAACUCAUCGAUCACCUUGGCUUUCGUUGGGCGCUUCGCAUUACCGGUCUCAUGACCCUGGUUGCUCUUGGUAUAGCCGAUGUGUUCCUUCGCGCUCGGGCUUCCGUAGUUCCGCCUAGAAAGGUUGAUCGGUCUUUGCUGAUGAACAAAGUAUUCCUCGCCCUUUGCUCCAUCGGAUUGUUCAGCGGUCCUGGAUUUUAUGGUCCUAUAUUCUAUGUACCCGACUAUGUUGUUAACAAACUGGGGCGUAAUGCACAGGAUGGCGCCAAUGCUGCUGCUCUCAUAUCGGGCUUUUCGGCCACAGGUCGCGUGCUUCUAGGUAUCGUUGGCGAUCGUUUUGGCCACUUGUAUGUUCUAGCCCUGUGCCAAUUUUUGGGGGGUAUUGGUCAGAUGGCCAUAUGGCCUUUCACCCAUAACCUCGCAGGACUGAUGGCUUUCACUUCAUUUUAUGGAUUCUUUACUGGUGGUUAUGUCAGCUUGUAUCCAGUCGUUGCUGCCGAUCUGUAUGGCGUCGAAGGUCUGGCGAGCAUUACCGGCGUCAUGUUUGCUAGCUUUGUGCCAGGCACUCUGAUCGGCCCUCCGGUCUCUGGAGCAAUCCUUGACCGGUACACCAAUCCAAUUACUAGUAAAAUCAACUUCCUUCCUGUACAAUUGUUCGGUGGAAGCUGGUUGUUAGCGUCGGCUGCUAUGGCUGUAAUGGUACAUGUACUUCAGCGCUCGGCUAGAGGGUCACCAAGGGCGCUUCAGUGAAAGUAUAUGGGUCCUUGGGGAACGGGAUGGGUUUAGUUUGGCGGUCUUCAAUAGUGCUUACUUGUGAAGAGUCAAUGAAGGCUCCUGUCGUCCUUCAUGCCUGCAUACUUCUGGC